AGGGGGGUUGGACUUGAUGAUCUCUAGAGGUCCCUUACAGCCCCUGCAAUCCUGUGAUUCUAUAAUUCGGGCUGCAUUUCAAUCUUGCAGCACUGAGAAGCCUGACAUUCACCUGCAGAGACGGCAGGUGAAGCAGUUAGGUUGUACUGCUUCUUUGUUUGGUGUUCUCUCAGAACUGAUGCUGGCAUUUUCAACCUUUAAGGUGGCUGUUGCCCAUUUCUGCGUCUAGAGUUUAAUGCUUUUUUCUCUCGGGAAGAGCACCAAUCUUUCUGUCUCUCUCUUUUCUAGAACACGGCUCCCACAGCCUGUUUGCAGAGGACAGCCGCGGCUAGCCCAGAGCUAGAGCCAGCAAGCUGCAGACAAUGCCAGCGGAUGCCUCUCCUGACUCCAAGUGCCCUAUUUGCUUGGACAAAUUUGACAACAUUGCCUAUCUAGGCUACUGCUGGCACAGGUUCUGUUUCCGUUGCAUCCAGGAAUGGUCAAAAACAAAAGCAGAAUGCCCACUCUGCAAACAGCCAUUCUUCUCCAUUUUUCAUACAAUUCGUGCCGAAGACGACUUUCAGGAAUACACUGUCACACCUUCAGGAGAGGCCGCUUUGUCCAGCCCUGAGGGCAGCACCACCUCUUCUGCUGAAAGCCCUUUCAGCGUGCGCAUAUAUGAUCUGCAUGGCAAUUAUGACUAUCUUACGCCAUCAGACGAUGAAGGAAGUGGCUCAGACUCAGCAGUUACUGCAGAGACUCCUGGGUCAGAGGACAGCUCAUCUGUUUCUGAUGUUAGCCAGGCUUCCUGGGAUGACGAAACUCCAGGGCCUAUCUUCUUCACUUUAGAAGACUAUGGCGCAACCUCAGCUUCCCCGUGGGAGUUUUCAGAAAGCCCUGAUGAGGACUCUGCUUGGGAGAGAACCAUGCUGCAGCCUCAGUUACCGGCUGGUGGUGACUCCAGUGACAGUGACUCUUCAUCAGAGUACUACCACAGUACCACCUGUCUUAAUCUCUAUACUGAGGGCACAGCAGAACUAACCGAGCUGUCCUCAGACUCCGAGGAGUCCAUCAGGGAGGAGAAGAGGGAAGAUGCAAAGAGCGAGCAGUCAGUCCAGGGUCACAGCUGGAGUGACAGUGAACUGAGCAGCAGUUCUUCACCUUGCUCCUCCCUGUACAAGGAGAAUGUGAGCAGCUGUCAA
Numida meleagris (helmeted guineafowl) is the source of this 1181-nucleotide messenger RNA. Its product is annotated as E3 ubiquitin-protein ligase Topors-like. The annotation marks the transcript as partial. The transcript has a single exon. The record is from RefSeq and is a predicted model, not a curated record. Lineage: Eukaryota; Metazoa; Chordata; Aves; Galliformes; Numididae. Gene Ontology annotation, biological process: protein monoubiquitination; protein polyubiquitination. Gene Ontology annotation, molecular function: ubiquitin protein ligase activity.